This is a messenger RNA of Ostrea edulis (European flat oyster), 1198 nucleotides long. Its product is annotated as protein cornichon homolog 4-like. Gene Ontology annotation, cellular component: endoplasmic reticulum membrane; COPII-coated ER to Golgi transport vesicle. NCBI's taxonomy places the organism in Eukaryota, Metazoa, Mollusca, Bivalvia, Ostreida, Ostreidae. The record is from RefSeq and is a predicted model, not a curated record. The transcript is spliced from 5 exons. Bases 117 to 707 code for a protein of 196 amino acids. Gene Ontology annotation, biological process: endoplasmic reticulum to Golgi vesicle-mediated transport.
UUCGGCAGGUAAAACUCUGGUUCAGCAAGUCUGACAUAAAAGAUUAUAUUUUCAUGUACGUAGGUCAACCUCAGCCAAUAAUUUGCUAUUACAUACGAUAUUAACUGUGAGAUGUGAUGGAAAAAAAUUUCCAUCGGGGACUUUCGGCGUUUGACCGUACUACAUUUACCGCUACCACCGGUCGAAAGUGCCGCUUUGAGCUUUCGGUUUUGUUGAGAAUGGGGAUUGACGGACUACUCUUCAUACUUUCUGUGAUUGAUGAAGGCGCAUUGCUGUUUUUAGUAGUGUAUUUUGUAAUAACUCUUUCAGAUUUAGAAUGUGACUAUUUAAAUGCAACAUCUUGUUGCUCAAAACUCAACAAGUUUGUGUUACCAGAGAUUAUAGCUCAGGGAUUCCUAACAGCACUUCUUUUACUCACCGGACACUGGAUCCUGUUCCUCAUUUAUUCUCCGUGUACAGUAUGGAUAAUAUAUCAAUUUGCAACGAAGCCCUCUGGUAACAUAGGGUUAUAUGACCCGGCAGAAAUCCACAACCGACAUCAGCUCAAAACCUACAUGAGAGAUAAUAUGAUCAAAAUGGGUGUCCAUCUGAUAUUUUUCUUUAUCUUUUUAUACUGGAUGAUUUUCAGUCUGUUGAAGGAUGACACAACUAUGUUUGGAAUUCCUGCAGAGAAAGCCAAAUUGACAGAUGACCCUUAUGAACUUUAGAUGUAUUAAUUCUCUUUAUGAUAAGUUGGUGCACAUAUUUAGUAAUUUUUUAAAAUUAUUUUUCCCUCUUUGCAUAUUAAACAAUGAAUUUGCAUUUUGUUGCUAUAGUCCCAGAAAUUUAGUAAUGCUUUUUCAUAUAUCAUUGUGUGUUCAUUUUAAAAUUAUAAAAAGACAUACAUGGGUUGAGUAGAUUGUAGGACUUGCAACUGAUUUGGUGUUAUGCGAGUAAAAUGCGCUUGAACAAAUUUGUAAAUGGUCACAGUCUUCUUAUCUGUAUUCUAGAAUUUAGUUUUUUAAAAUCAAACAGAAUUGUAGUUCAGUUACAUUAUGCAAUAGCUUUUUUGUGUAUACAAUUUUUUUUUUUACAAUAUUGUAACAUUAUUUGCAAAUGAAGAGUUCCUCAAUACAUAUAAUUGUUACUAGUAACAUACAUGAACAUCUGUUUUAAUGUUUGCUCAUAUCAGAAUCGUAAUAAAAUUUUGCAAAGUUUA